Molecule: messenger RNA, 8093 nt
Organism: Cynoglossus semilaevis (tongue sole)
Lineage: Eukaryota; Metazoa; Chordata; Actinopteri; Pleuronectiformes; Cynoglossidae
Gene: myripb
Product: myosin VIIA and Rab interacting protein b
Exons: 19
Coding region: 1391-4396 (1001 amino acids)
Biological process (GO): intracellular protein transport
Cellular component (GO): cortical actin cytoskeleton
Molecular function (GO): actin binding; small GTPase binding; myosin binding
Source: RefSeq, a predicted model, not a curated record
UAAACAUGUAAUGUCUUUAAUGUAUGAGAGAAUUGUUUCUGCUGAUCUUACAAAAAAGUGCAGAGAAAAGUCAGCUGGAGGCCUCAAAGGGUCAUCUGAAGGUCAAAAUUAAGUUUGUGCUGCACUCAUCUCUAUACUUUAAUUUGUUUACAGUAAAGUUGAAGCUACUUAAGAGUUUAGUGUAAACCUAACAAUAGAACACAAUUCUGUUAGGAAGGCAUAUGCAAUUUUGAUUUCAAAUGACUGCUCCUGCUCCUCCAAAGAUAAAUACAUUUUCUUGUAUUUUUCAGUGCACGGCUGUGCCUCGUUAUCCAAUCAUAAGCGGCAUCUACAAUCCACCAGGUGCAGGCUCAUUAGUUUGUUAAUGGGUAAAGAUACACAAUCACUGCACACUAUUGUCGUUGCAGCUAAAGGAAAAUCCCAGCAACUCUUAUGCUGAAUUAUGCUGCAAAUACUGAUCGCAUCAAAUGUGUGCAAAUGUUACAGAAAAUGACCAACAAACACUACUCGAACCAGCAACUCAUUGUUUGCCUCUGUCUUCUGUGACAAUACCAAGAUAAAAAGUAUCUUCAUAAGGCUGAGGAAAAAGUAAAGUAGUAUGAGCAUAAAGUAUUUUGUAGAUUGACUAGGUAGCUGUCUUGUUGUAAAGAGACUUCUACUUCUGUGGCUCCAUCUGUCAUUCCACACCUCCCAGAUUUAGCUGGCUUUGGCUUUUCUUUUCUGCUGGGUGUUUUACUUUUAUAAUUUAUUUAUUAUCUGUCGACUGUGAGUUUAAAGAAGAACUGUCCUAUAUUAAUUUAGCUGCUUCCCAGUUACAUUGCAAUAACAGUAUCCGGAUCAAAAUCCAAACCUGUAAUACUCUGGAUUUUCCAUUGUCUACAAAUAGUCCACAGAUGCACUCCGGGAAAAUCAUCUCCCAAACCUGCCCUUCCCCAAAGUAAAGUAUUAAAAGUACUCAGUACUAAUAAAUGACUUCUGUGGGUAUUUAUCAUUACAUUAUUACUGCAGCUCCCAGGAGCCAACUUGUCCCUUUGUCUUUGCAGUACCAAAUUUUGGCCAAUAGAUGGCAAAGUGGUUACGUUGUAGGCUUGACUGCAUUUGCAUCGAACCUUUUAUGGCUGGAAGCAGUUGCAGCUGGAAAGAGAGCACGCGGAUUCGUCUGUCAGUUAUGCAGUCGAUAUCACAUUGAUGCUCCAAAGUGACGGCACGGUGGCAGUGUUGCUGGGCCACAGCAAAAAGCAAAAGAAGAAGAGGACGAGAAGAAGAAGUGGGGUGAGCCAAGAGAAGAAGGGUUGUGUCAGCCUCGGCCUCCUGAGCAGCAGACGCCGUGCUUCCUCCUCUUCUUCCGUCUGUUCAGCAGCAGUUAUUCACAGUGGCGAGGCCAAGAAAAAUGGGGCGGAAACUGGACCUGUCGGGCCUGACGGACGAUGAAGCAGAGCACGUCCUGAAAGUGGUUCAACGGGACAUGAAGCUGCGAAAGAAGGAGGAAGACAGGCUGAGUGAAAUGAAGCAGGAGCUGGCAGAGGAAGGCAGCAGAUGCUCCAUCCUCUCCAAGCAGCACCGUUUCAACGAGCACUGCUGCAUCCGCUGCUGCGCGCCCUUCACCUUCCUGCUUAACCCCAAGCGUCAGUGCCUGGACUGUCAGUACAACGUCUGCAAGAGCUGCUGCACCUACAGCAAGAGGGAUAAAGCCUGGCUGUGUUCGGCGUGCCACAAGGGCAGGGUUUUGAGAACACAGUCUCUCGAAUGGUAUUAUAACAAUGUGAAGAGUCGGUUCAAGAGGUUUGGCAGCGCCAAGGUUUUAAAAACUCUGUACAGAAAGCACAUCAUUGAGAGAGGUGCGCUCUCUGAUCUCCCAGAAAGCAGUGUUCACGAAGGAAGCAUCUGCAACGACAACGAUGGCAGCAUCUGUGGCAGUGACUCCGCCUUCUACAGACAGAGUGAAGGACACAGUAUGGCAGAGACUCUCACAGUGGCCCUGCGUGUUGCUGAAGAGGCUAUAGAGGAGGCCAUCGCUAAAGCAGAGGAGUUCAGUGACAGCUUGGAGAAGCAGAAUGAAGCACGGUACUUGCGGGACCACAAAGAAGAACUCAUAGAAGAACUUGCUACGACUAUUGUCCAAAAAAUCAUUCAGCGGAGGAAACAUUCGGAGAUGCAAACAGAGUACGACUUUGCCUGGCCUCAACCUCAGUCUCUGAUCCAGACCAGUGAACUCCCCUCACCUUCACAGCCCCAUACUUCUUCUCAAGCCCCACAGGAUCCCCUCAAAACCUCCUACUCCCUCUGGAGGUCACGCUCAGCAUUUUCCCUCACUAGUGACGAUUCCCCAGAGAAGGGUCCAGAGGAGGCGGGUGCAGGAGCAGGUGGAGACCUGCAGGAGUAUUCGUCUCUGAAAAGGGAGGCUAAGGCCACGUCUCUGCCCAGCUGGAAGAGUGUCGAUCGGCUGGACAACUCCAGUGCGUCUUCGGUGCUUCAGAGUCCAGACGGUAACUGGAUCGCUCUGCAAAGUUCUCAGUUGUCCCGGCCCAGUCUGCUGACAAAGAGAAAGAGUCUGGUGUUCAGUGUGUUGGAGAAGGAGUCAGGUGUGGUUUCGGCGUACGACGAGAUGGGCUCUGACUCCGAGGAGGACGACCAGGGCGGCUGGGGCACGGCGUUGAGACAGUUCAGGCGCAAACUGUCUGACGAAACUUAUUACACAGACUCACAGCACGACCCGGAGUGGACGUACACUCAGCACCUCCCUAUUACCUCACCAUCCUCUGGACAGUACACCAACACUGAGACUCUGAACUCAGACUCAGAAGCUUCAUCUGUGCCACCGAUGUAUCCUCGUAAACCACCUCAUAACGUGUUCAGGAAGAAAGGACUAUCUGAUACUCACCUGCAUCCUCAUCACCAGCCUCUGUACCACCAACACCUGCACCAGAACUUCUCACCAUCACCUCUGCAUUCAGAGACACUGGAUGUGAACUUUAACCCAAAGGUGAUGGCGGACAGCAGUGAGGCCGAGGAGAGGCAGAGCGACCCCAUCAAGAGGUCACGACGACGCCGGAAGAGCAAAAGAGAAUCCUCAACAGAGCAAAGCAAGUGUGGAGGCCAGGGCAGCACACAGUCUCUCUACCCCUUAGCACAGGAAAACAGCGGUCUUCUGCUGAAUGCUCUGUUGAAGAGAGGUGUAAGUCAGGAUCAGUCUGUACCUGAAAAGAUGCCGGUGGCUGCGGGAGAACCGCACACCUUCAGAGUGGAUAUCAUCCCACCGGAGCCCAAAGAGUUGGAGACAGCGGCCCAGAAUUCAGUGACCCUGACCCUCCCACCUCCGCCCUAUCCUUUAGAUUCAGCAUCCCAGCAGCCUCUCCACUGUUUAGAGCCCGGAGACUUUCUGGAAGAGGAAUUACAAUCCACGCUCAGCCAGAUGGUCAAACGUGCCAACAGCAAAGACAAGAGCUCAAGUGAAGACGAUAAUGAAAGUGACGGACGGAGAGAGAAGACAAGGCCGAAAUACUUAGAACGACAGAGGUCAUGUGACAGGUUAAAGGAGAAAGGGAGUGAAACGGCAGAGCAGGCAGAUGAAAAAGGGCGAAGUGAGAGAUUGAUUCAAAGUCCCUCUGUGAGAGUGAGGAGGUUUGAAGACAGAGCCAGAAGUUUGGAAGAGACGGUGGAUGACCAGGAGCCAACGAGAGGAGACAGAAGUGAGGGACACCGACUGAGUAAGAGACAACACAAAAGAGAUGCGGUUAAAGACACUGGACGGAGGGGAGAGGGAGGAAUGAGUGGCUCAAGUGCAACUUCACCUUCUACCCAGGAGGGGGUGCUGUCUGACAACCAGGAGACACAGAGUGACUUGGAGCAGCAGCAGAGGCUUCAGUCUCUGUCCUCUCUCUUACAGCAGCAGAAAUACUCGGCAGCCUCUCUAUGCAGCAUCACUACAGAGGUACUGAAGGUUCUGAACGCAACAGAGGAGCUGAUCGGUGAAGCAGGAGGAGACAGCUGCACGCCGUCCGAGGCCACGACCGUUUCUCCGAUUUCUGCCACCAAUGAGACCCGCAAACUGGACCAGAGACUGACCAAGAUGGAGGAGAAUGUGUAUCUUGCUGCUGGGACUGUGUAUGGCCUCGAGGGGGCGCUUGGGCACUUGGAGCAGUGCGCUCGUAGUAUAAGAAGUGGUACCACUGACACAGAGAUGGCUUUUCUGGAAGACCAGGUGGCUACAGCUGCAGCACAGGUCCAGCAGUCUGAAAUCCAGAUCUCAAAUAUUGAGGCCAGGAUAUCAGCUCUGAAAACAGCUGGGUUGAAUGUGACAGUCUGCAAUCGCUUCUCCAAAAAGUCAAAGCCUCAAACUCUGGAUUCCUCACGUCAUCAAAGACGGAAGCUUCCAGCACCUCCUCUGAAAGACUGAGCAGAAGUGAAGUGAGUCUCACAACAUGACACGUUUCCUCACCAUCAGUGGACAACACAUUUUGUGUUUUGUCCUGUGAGAGGGGUUGGCUGCUGAAUGGAAGGAGUGGUGAAUACAGCUGCUAAAAAGGAGACUGAAAAGCUCCAUUAGAUGUAAAGCAACCAAAAUGGAAGCACAAACAGUGCAGGAAGAGCAGGCUGUUUUAUCACCCAACAAGAAGUCGCUCCCUUUUCAGGCCAGUGAAUGGCAUUUUUUCUGUCUUUCUUUAUUUUUCUUUUUGUCUUAUUUUUCCUCCACCAGACUCCGCACAAUACCUCUGAUUCAGCGUGGCUUUUUGAGUAAGCUUCAUGGCCACAAAGACGCCACACUGGAGAGCAGGACAAAAGCUGUGAACUAGACACGUUGUCCUAUUGAUUCCAGCUUAAAGCGUCCUUUUUAUAAUCCAAUAUAUUAUAAAAUAUGCUCUGCUAUGAGUAUGCUCUGAAAUAAAAAUUAAAACCCUGGAAAAUGAGGAUUUUGUUUGGACGUGUCUCGAACAAGCCAGACAGCAUCGACUCAGUCUUCUACCAAUGUUUUGCUUUAUAUUUCAGUUCUAAAUACCCAAUAUUUUUGUUCUCAGAAACGUUGAAGGCAGAGCAGUAGCUCACAGUCAGUCGGCCAUAGUGAAAGUUAUCUGCACAACCAGUCCUGCAAGGUCCCUUCAGACCACCAGGGACAGGGGCCCUUCUCAUCUAGUGCCUUGACCCACCGUUGGUCUCAGCUCCAAACCAAGCAGAACUCAUCACCUGCCUGGUGUGACGCAUGGAACACGCAGCCUCAAGACAGGCACUGUAGUACGUCAGAAAGACACCACUGUCACUCUCCUAUUUUGCUUCUUUAGGUACUGUUUUCCCUGCAGUUUCUCAGUGGUUUCACAAGACCAGGAAAAGCACGGUUUGAGUUGACAGUCAGUAUCUGCCUUAAAGAUCCUACAAACACUCCCUGUGGUCCAGCUCCCACUUAAUAUAUGUACAGGCGGAUACAAAAUGAUCUGUGUCCUCUCCCCAUCUGUCUGAAAGAGUAUUGUAAGUUAAUGUACGAAGAUGUGAUCAAAUAAUGCGUGACUUUGUUUAAUCAAAUGUCUGAAACAGAGGUGCAGCCAGAGAUACCAUAAAUACUUUAAGACUUAAGGUUUUGUUUGACGAUCACCAGGUACACACUCAACCUUACCGUCAUUACCGCACUCCCUAAAAAAACUUUGAAUAUAUGAUCUAUUAAAUGUAUAUUUUCAGUAUUUUGCUUAUUUAUUUGGGGACUCUGUAGAACAUGCAGUUCCCGUUACUCUCUGCUGGUGGUGCUAUGAUUGCAGUAUUAACGCCUUGGUCCAACAGUUGACUGCGCUGGAACAACAAUAAUGUUUUUUGUGUGUUUGUUUGUUUUUUUACACAUUAUAUAAAACACAGAUAUGAAGACAGUUGAUUAGCCUCUGAAAAUAAUCAAUCUGUCCUUGGUAAGCCAUUGGUGACAAAGAACACAUGAAUAAAUUAACUUUAACAUUGUAAAAAAUCCAAGGUAGAGAAGUAGAUUCAAAAGUAAUAUAGUUAUGAUUAUUUUCAGGAGUUUGUGUGGUACAGACACUUCUGGACAAGUUUUUUCUAAGCUUAUUUUGAAGACAGUUAGCCUGAGUUAGCUCUCUCAAUGCUACAUAAGCUUGGUAAGCUAACUAAACUUGUUUCUGAUGGUGUUAUAUUCCAAAAUCUCACACUCUUCUCAAAUGAAAUUUUUUUUUUCAGCCCUCAAUAUGGGACGAUUUAAUUUGCAAUUUCCUUUAAGCAAAGUCAGAAAAUCAUCAAGUUCAAGUUCUCGUUUUCAUUUGGACAAUUUUAACUCCUUUUGGCUAAUAAAUAGUUAUGUUGUGCCACGUUGCACAUUAUUAUUAUAAUGCAAUGAUAAUACAGAAUUAUUGCAUUAUUUUUCAUUACAAUUUUGGCUACUGUUUUUCUGACAGUUUUAACUUUUAAUAUUCUGGUCUUAUAAUUAAUCUCCCUUUUUUGUUCAAUUAUCUAACCUGUAACAGUAACUACAUUAGAAGAGAUAACAGAGAGAUGUAGGCAAGAUAUUUUUGAAAGAAGAGCGCCGUUACCACGUUGUAUUUAUUCAGAUGUUAACUUUAUAUUGUACUUGAGGAAAUAAAAGACCUCCCAGAGGAUAUAGAGUCCCACUUACAAUUACUAUUUUGAAAGCACUUCACCUUUGGCUUUUGGUUUUCAUACCCUUGGUGCAGUAUGUUUCAUUUUCAUUUUUUUGAUAUACAUAUUUUAGCUAUUCUCCCAAAUGGUCUGCACAAAGAAAACUGUCAUCUUUUUUGGGGGGGAGGUCUAGUUCUUUUGUCUUGCUUUCUGCUAACCCUGUAAAGAUUUUUACCGAAUUAAGUCUGAUGGGCUUUAUAUCCAGCGCCAUGAAACCAUGAUUUUGUUACAAACGAUUUAUUUUUGUACUUUCAGAGUGUUUUUAUGCAAUACUGCUGAAAUACAGUAUGUACUAUUACAAAUCAAAGGCUUUAUUCUCUCCUGAGAGGAGCUCUCCACCGUCACUGCUGCCAUGUGUGGUGACUCAAAAGUGCUUUCAGUGUCUGUCUGUAUUUACCGUCCUAUUUUGUGACAGUAAUGACUGCGGUGAAUGCUGCAAACACACUCUAGGAGGGGCUAAUACAGUCCAUACUGUGCUUGUACACUGGAAACACUAAAUCUCAAGAAAACUGCCUAUUUUUGUUUUUUCAUUUGCCCCGUGGUUACUGACAUUGGUUACAUUAUCACACACACACACACACACACACCUAUACACAUAUAUAUGGUAUAUACAAACAGUUUACUUUAGCUGACAGGAGCAGAGUUUAAUUGCCUGCUGUACUGCUUGACUGAGAACAUGCGAUGAUCUCCUGGCUCUCCUCUCCUUGAUGUGACCUCAUCAUAUUCACUAUUCCAGUUUUGCCCACUUUUGUAAAUCUUGUUCUCCAGCGGCAUCGGCAUAAACAAACAAACAAAAAACAAAAGCAUGUUUCAUGAAAUGGAUGUAAAGAAGAAGAAAAAAAAAAGCACAGCCGAAAAGGGUCCAAUCAUCAGUGUCCUGUAUUUUUCUAAUGUAAAAAAAACACUAUAUGUUCAUAUAUGUAUAAGUGUAAAAAAAAGAUGGGUAUGAUUUUGAAUUAAUAUGUGUAUUGCCCAAUAAUAAUUGACCAAUCGUGUGGUGUUGUGUGCAAGAGACCGUGUUUAAGUGUGUGAAACUGUAAAGCUGGAUUUACAGAGGAAGUCUAAUUUUUUUUUUUUAUAAAUAUUCCAGAUGUAACGAUGAGAUUCGAACCACAUAGAUGAGAAAUAUCUAUAUCCUGUCUAAAUCCAGUGUGAGCGACUGUGAAGGUUCACUGCACUGCUCUACAUUUUUAUGUGCAAUUUUUGAGAUGUGAGAAAAAAUAUAUAUGUGCAAAAAAAAACAACCACAGAUUCUCUAUGUGCCAGAUAAAAUAAAUAAUGUACAAUGAACUGAAUAAAAUUUGCAUAAAAGGCUUUUUUUUUAAAGGAAAGUUAUUUUUGGUGUACUCAGAAAUUCAGAAACACGUUCCGUAUCACCACAACAUCCAAAUUUAUUAAUCAAUAUAGAAUACAUUUCUAUGUACAGAUGCAAACAAAGGCAUUAAAUACAGUACAUGUAAUGAGUUGGA